Molecule: messenger RNA, 3063 nt
Organism: Laetiporus sulphureus 93-53
Lineage: Eukaryota; Fungi; Basidiomycota; Agaricomycetes; Polyporales; Laetiporaceae
Product: BRO1-domain-containing protein
Exons: 5
Coding region: 1-3063 (1020 amino acids)
Biological process (GO): protein transport to vacuole involved in ubiquitin-dependent protein catabolic process via the multivesicular body sorting pathway
Cellular component (GO): endosome
Molecular function (GO): protein binding
Source: RefSeq, a predicted model, not a curated record
AUGGCACAUCUUUCACCUAUGGUAUCCAUCCCAAAGAAGUCCACGGAUGAGGCGGACUGGACGACGCCGAUUCGGAAUGCAAUCUCGCACUCGUAUGGCGAGGACCCGGAUAAUUACGCUACGGAGUGCGCGAACCUUCAGAGAUGCAGGCAGGAUGCCGUCAAGGGCGCGGGCAGUGACAUGACAGCCCGGGACCUCCUGUACAAGUACUUCGGACAGCUCGAGUUGCUGGAGCUGCGCUUUGCAGAGAUCCGAGUCAACUUCCCGUGGCGGGAUGCGUUCACGAACAAGUUGAUCACACAGACCUCCAUCGCGUACGAGAAGGCAUCCAUCAUAUUCCAGAUCGCAGCUACACAUUCUGCAAUUGCUGCUUCCCAGAAUCGUGCGGAUCCUGAGGGUCUGAAGCGGGCAUUCUACUACUUCCGCACUUGCGCAGGUAUGCUCACCUACAUCAAUGACAACUUUCUGCACGCGCCAUCAACGGACCUGAGCCGUGAAGUCGUCAAAUUCCUUGUCGGUAUAAUCAUGGCCCAGGCCACGGAAGUGUUCUUCGAGAAGUGCACAGAUGAGAAGAAGGGAAACGCGCUCGUGGCCAAGAUUGCAGCUCAGGCCGCGUUCAUGUACACAUCCCUUAGCGAGGAAGUGAAGGAGUUCAUGGGCAAAGGUAUCUUCGACCGCAAUUGGGUUACUGUGAUCCAGGCGAAGGCCAAGUACUUCACAUCUCUGGCUCAGUUUCACAGAGGCCUUGCAGACAGCGCUGCGGGCAAGCAUGGAGAUGCGCUUGUACGCUUCACUGUUGCAGAGACGGCGGCCAAAGAAGCGAAUCGUUCUGCCUCCUCCUUCGCGUCCACAUUCGUCACCCAGAUGUCGCCCAAUCUUCCACCAGAUGCAGGUUCUACCUUACUCGAUCUAACCAAGACUCACCUCGCAUUAUGCACGGACAAGAAGAACACAGCGCAAAGAGAAAACGACCUCAUCUACAAUGCUGUGCUACCCGCACCCGAAGCCUUGCCGCAACUGGAGAAAGCUGCAGUGGCGACGCCGAUCACCAUCCAGGAGGUGUAUGCGAGCCCAGAUGUACAGAAAGUGAUUGGUACGGACAUGUUCGUGCGACUUAUUCCGCUCAGCGUGCACGAAAGUGCGAGUGUGUACUCGGAAGAGAAAGCCAAGCUCGUUCGGAGCGAGGUUGAGAAGGCGGACAACGCGGACGCGGAAGUGAAGAGUGCCCUAGAGUCCUUGGGCGUGAAGCAGGGACUCGUGCGCUUCAAGGCGAUCGCGGAGGGCGGCGUCGGCGGUGGAGAUGAGGUGCCCGUCGAGGUGCGCCGGUGGCGCGAAGAUAUCAGCGUCAUGGAAGAGCGCGAGGGUGCCGACUCGCUUAUCGCGCAGCUUAAUAAGCUCAAAGAAGCUGUGAAGGCAGAGCUCGACGGUAUAAGCAGAGAACUGGAGGUUGAGAGCAAAAACUGCGAAGCCAUGCGCGUUAAGUAUGAUCACUUGUGGACCCAGGCACCUUCGGCUUCCCUGACGAAGCCGCUGCGCCAAGACCUAAAGGCUCACAACAGCGCGCUAGAGGCAGCGGCCCAGUCCGAUCAACAAGUUGUUGCUCUCUGGGAGUCCGUCAAGAGCGAGAUCCGCCUGCUGCUUUCUCCGCAGGUUGAGGAGGUGUUCCGAGCGAGCACAGAGGGCACUGGAGCGGGAUCAGAGAACUUGCUGGACUUGGACGUCACCAGCGAGACGCGAGACGAGGAAGAGCGAGUGAAGAUUGCUCAGCUUGUUGACGAACUCGAGGAGCGGCUGGGUAGGCUGAACAAGAUUGCUCACGAAAGGACUCAGGUGCUGAAAGAUCUCAAAGAGAAGGUCCAGUCAGACGACGUCUCACACUUGCUCCUGCUUAAUCGCCGGAACAGUGGUAUCGAGAACAGCUUGUUUGCUGGUGAACUUGAGAAGUUCAAGCCAUAUCAGCAGCGUCUUGCGGCUACAGUGCAACACGAGCAGCUCACGCUUGAGGAGUUGUCGACACUUUGGCACGGCUUGAGAGACCUUGCAGGCCGCGGACCGGGUGCAAAGAAGUGGGAGGAGCGAGAGCGCCGGAAGAAAGACACCAUACGCCGGUUCUCACGGGCUCGCGAUGGGUAUAUGGAAGUGCGGGAUGGCCUUGCAAAAGGGCUACAGUUUUACAGUGAACUCACUGAACUGACGACAGGUCUCAAGCGAAACGUCAAGUCAUUUGUGUCAGAAAGGGCAAGUGAGCGCGAGGCGCUCGCAGCGCAAGCCGAGACGGAGCGCAGGCUGUCUCAACCGAGUGUCACGUCGUCGUCGACGCGGAAGCCACCGCUUCCUCCACCACCGCCUCGGUCACAGAGCUCUUCAAUGCCUCCAGGUUUCGAGUCCUCCUUCGCAUCUAUGAACUUGCAGGGCAGUCGGAACGGGCCUUUGUCGCCGCCACUUCCGCCGCCGCCUCCAGGCCAGAAUUCAUGGAUGUCCCUCGGCUCGGCACCGACUGCUCAGUACCCAACACCACCGCCACUUCAGCCGUCAAGGACACCAUAUCCUCCCCCUCCUACAGUAUCACCACCCCAACCCUCAAAUUUGCCAUAUCCGCCUCCUGCGUCAGGUAAUUCGACUUUCCAAGGAGGAUAUGCGCCCUCAGCACCGCCCCUCGAUCCUUACGCCUCCCUGAGUAUGUUCGGCACUAGUAGUAGCCCUUCGCCACACUCGACACGUGCGCCACAGCCGCCGCCGGCGCGACCUCCUCAACAGUACCCUACUUCUCAGCAACAGCAGCAACCUCCCCCCUUCCAACAAGAGAUGUAUGCACAAUCUGCACCAUCAAUAUAUUCUCAACCGCAGCACCAGCCUCUGUACCCUCCUCCGUCGCAGCCGUCGUAUGCGAACAAAUCUCAACAUGCAGGCUCUCUUUUGCCGCCUCCUCCGCCGCCGAUUUCAUAUCAAUCGCAAUAUGCUUCGCCAUCGCCUCCUGUGCAGCAACAAAGUGCAUAUCACUACCAAGGCGACCCACCGCAGCAGCAGCCCUACGACCAGUAUUCUCAAGGCUAUAGUCGAUAA